Molecule: messenger RNA, 2265 nt
Organism: Danio rerio (zebrafish)
Lineage: Eukaryota; Metazoa; Chordata; Actinopteri; Cypriniformes; Danionidae
Gene: abcf2b
Product: ATP binding cassette subfamily F member 2b
Molecular function (GO): ATP binding; ATP hydrolysis activity; nucleotide binding
Source: RefSeq, marked validated
GCUGCCUACCCGGGCGCGUGUCAGAGACCUGCGCGCUACUUGUCGCAGAAAGGAAAGAACUCUGCCGCCAUGCCAUCAGAUCUUGCUAAGAAGAAGGCUGCCAAGAAGAAGGAGGCCGCUAAAGCUCGACAGCGUGCAAAAAAGCAUGACGAGGUGAACGGAGAUGGAGAGCUUCAAGAUGACCCAGUGAAUGAUGCAGAAACUAAUGGAGAUGCGAAUGGAGAUGUUGCCGCUUUGUCCAAGGAGCUGGACGAGUUUGAGAUGCGUAAGACAGAGGCACGGGCAGUAACAGGUGUUUUGGCUUCCCACCCCAACAGCACAGAUGUUCACAUCAGCAGUCUGUCUCUCACCUUUCAUGGACAAGAGUUACUGAGUGACACGAGCCUGGAGCUCAACUCUGGCAGGCGCUACGGCCUCAUUGGUCUCAAUGGCACAGGUAAGUCAAUGCUGCUGUCUGCCAUUGGCCACCGAGAAGUUCCCAUCCCAGAACACAUUGACAUCUUCCAUCUGACGCGUGAGAUGGCCCCUAGUGAGAAAACGGCGCUGCAGUGUGUUAUGGAGGUUGAUGAAGAGAGGAUAAAGCUUGAGAAGGAGGCUGAGCGACUGGCUCAUGAGGAUUCAGAGUGUGAAAAGCUGAUGGAGAUCUAUGAGCGUUUAGAGGAGUUGGACGCAGACAAAGCUGAAGUUCGAGCUUCACGAAUCCUCUUUGGACUCGGUUUCACCCCUGCUAUGCAGCGAAAGAAACUGAAAGACUUCAGUGGAGGCUGGAGAAUGCGUGUGUCACUUGCCAGAGCCCUUUUCAUAAAGCCCUUCAUGCUGUUGUUAGAUGAACCCACUAACCACCUGGAUCUGGAUGCCUGUGUGUGGCUAGAAGAAGAACUGAAGUCUUUUAAGCGAAUUCUUGUACUCAUCUCACAUUCUCAAGACUUUCUCAAUGGUGUGUGCACAAACAUCAUUCAUCUCCACCAGAGGAAGCUCAAGUACUACACUGGGAACUAUGACCAGUAUGUAAAGACCAGGGAGGAGCUGGAGGAAAACCAGAUGAAGCGGUACAACUGGGAGCAGGACCAGAUAGCUCACAUGAAGAAUUAUAUUGCCCGUUUUGGUCAUGGUUCUGCAAAGCUAGCUCGCCAAGCUCAAAGCAAAGAAAAAACACUGCAGAAAAUGGUAGCCUCUGGCCUAACAGCUCGAGUGAUGAAUGAUAAGACUUUGUCAUUUUAUUUUCCUCCUUGUGGGACAAUUCCUCCUCCUGUCAUCAUGGUGCAGAAUGUCAGCUUCAGAUACUCCAGUGACACCCAAAUUAUUUAUAAGAACUUGGAGUUUGGCAUUGACUUGGACACACGGGUUGCACUUGUUGGUCCCAAUGGGGCGGGGAAGUCCACACUUCUCAAGCUGCUGAUGGGAGAGCUUCUCCCUACAGAUGGAAUGAUAAGGAAACACUCACAUGUCAAGAUUGGCAGGUAUCACCAGCAUCUGACUGAGCAGCUGGAGCUCGAUCUGUCUCCUCUGGAGUACAUGAUGAAGUGCUUCCCAGAAAUCAAAGAGAAGGAGGAGAUGAGGAAGAUCAUUGGAUGUUAUGGCCUGACAGGGAAGCAGCAGGUCAGUCCCAUCAGGAACUUGUCUGAUGGCCAGAAGUGCCGGGUGUGUUUCGCCUGGCUAGCAUGGCAGAAUCCACACAUGCUGUUUCUGGAUGAGCCAACCAAUCACUUGGACAUAGAGACUAUUGAUGCACUGGCUGAGGCCAUCAAUGAAUUUGAGGGAGGAAUGAUGCUGGUUAGCCACGACUUCAGACUUAUUCAGCAGGUGGCUCAGGAAAUUUGGGUCUGUGAAAAGCAAACCAUCACCAAGUGGAAAGGAGACAUUUUAGCUUACAAAGAGCACUUGAAAUCAAAAAUUGACAAACAGACUCACGAUAUAUAAAGAUUGGAAAAAGAAUUACCAAGGACUGACUUUCCUCCUAUUUCCCAAAGGUGCUUGACCGAAGGAUCAUUGAGAACUUCUCAAGAGCAAUUGUUCUCUGGUUAUAUCUUCUAACGCAUCUCUUAGAUUUCCCAGCAUCAGAGCGUCUGUUUUCUUUUAAUAUUGUAAAGGCAAUAAUGGUUCACUGAAACAAAUGCAGAACAUCAUAAUAACAUCAGCAUUAUCAUUCAGGAAAAAACUCUAAUUAUGCAACAUCAACUCUUAACAUCAGCAUCCCUACCAAAACAAUGAAUAGAAACACAAAAUAUUUUACACCAAACAGUGUGAUCUUAAUGUCAGUAAUGC